GCCCAAGUAAUACAAGAAGUACGACUGGAAAAUCCCAUAGAAUAAGAGUGCUACGAACAUAUUGAAAAUGCAUUUUCGGUGUCCAUGGCGUCACAAGCAAAUUGUGAAUCGUUAAUAAUGUCGGCUCUUCGUUUCCUCUGCAUUCUGAAUAACGCUCUUCAGAUGCGAUUUCCAGGAACCUUCGACCGAUGCCAGCCCACGUAGCAUAAUGAGCACAGAUUUCAGGGGAAUUUCGCCAGCUGAGGAAGAAUUCACUAAAGAUCAGCUGAAUCAGUUUGUGGCUGCCUUUGAAAUAUGCAAACGUCAUUCGGAUGCUGUUAAUUAUGGACUUAACUUAUGGAAUCUUAGCUGGGAAUAUUCGGUUCGCCUAGGACACUGGGUUUUAUUGAUUAGUUUUUCAAAAAACCAUACGUGUUUGACAUUUACACAAAAAAAGAAAAUGUUUGUUAAUUUUUUGGAUGAUAUGUCACUUGGCGCAAUAAAUAUCUUUGCAAUUGUCCUGCUCUUGAUUCCAGGCAUUCUUGGCCAGUGCGUCGAUUGUAACGCUCACUGGAAGUUCCAUUGCAGGACCAACUAUACGGGCUACUACUGUGCUCCUGGUGCCCAAAUACACCAAAAAGUGACUUCAAAUUAUACAUACCUAAGGACCACAAGGAGCAAUGAUACCCCUUACGCCCGGUGUACGCCCUAUCCCUUUCAAAUACCUUACAUAGAGACGUUCUGCUGUCUAUAUUCACCCAAGGUUGGCUGCCAGUUGGCCCUCAACCCACGUAUCUUCCAUUACGAGAAGCUACCUGUCAGUAGAUGCGGUGACUGCAUGGAACACUGUCAAUGCUUGAACAAGGGCGCCCCUCCUGUCCAGCCCUGGACGAUGGUCCCUCUUCUGGGGAUCUGCGUCAUGCGGAUUCAGUGGAUGUUCCUCUGAACUCGUUUUAAGAUGUUCGGGCUGUAGGUGGUGCGAAACUUAUUGGAGCAUUGACAGUUGUUUCAUGUGGCUGACAAAAUAUUUCGGAGGAAUAAAUUGAAUACAGGGGGAUCGUCUUCUGACGUUCAAAUCCUCCGGUUGCCCCAGGCACAAGUUCGAAACAAGUUCGUCUAAGACGGAAGUACAACCCUCUUAUUUGUUUAGAUUUAGGUAAACAUCUAAAGAAAUAAUGCG
Drosophila gunungcola (fruit fly) is the source of this 1159-nucleotide messenger RNA. RefSeq lists its product as uncharacterized. The record is from RefSeq and is a predicted model, not a curated record. The coding region runs from base 209 to 925 and encodes 238 amino acids. Lineage: Eukaryota; Metazoa; Arthropoda; Insecta; Diptera; Drosophilidae. The transcript is spliced from 3 exons.